GAUUAAAAAGGUCAAUUGAGCAACAGAGAAAGGAACUCUCACGACAAAGCGCAUCCUUGAGACUCCGUAUCGGUGGAAGCAAGGUUUUAUAUGGAGUUUAGCGCGCUAAAGUUGAGCAAUUAUUCUUUGACGAAGUGACCGUCACUCGAACAGCAUGAUGGGUACAAGAGGCACGCCGUUCGCGCUGUGUGUUUCGGCGUUAAUAAUCUUGGUGUUUUACGUUUUGUGGCGGAGUCCAUUCAGCAAUGUUUUCCAUUCUAAUUUGGAAAGGGACCUAAUUGAUCUUGAGACGAUUUGGGGAACACAAGAUACAAAUGAAAGGCCAGUCAGACGAGAUAAUGGUCAGCACGAUGAAAUGAACUCAAAUGGUCUCCUACCGAAAAACAAACGAAAACAAACGAAUCUUAUUAUCAUAAGUCAGGGGCGUAGUGGCUCUUCUUUUGUGGGGGAAAUUUUCAAUCGACAUCAAGAUGUGCUGUAUUUCUUUGAGCCUUUUCGGGUUCUGGAAUUAGUGGAUAAAUUCAACACAUUCAUAGGGAAAACUUCGAGACGUUUUAAUGAUCUGGCAACGAUGUUUCUCGGAGAAAUGUUAGACUGCAAUUUCAAGGACUCUGAAUACCUCAGUUAUUUUUCCAGGCCUGGACAUUUUAGAUUUUCAAGUCGCGUUCUGCGCAAGUCACCGUUUUGCCAGCCUCAUGAUGAAAAACUCAGUUUCCAGGAAAUUAUAAAGAGAAAAUUAUGUAUCAAUGUUAAGGCUACCGAACUUAGCAAAACCUGCAAAGAGUUGAAAGUCACCGUUGUCAAAAUCCUUGAGCAUAGGAUUAUGGGAAGGCAGAUACAGAGCCUAAAGCCUCUGUUUGAAACCGAGGCAUUUCUUGGAAAAAUCCUAUACUUGGUCCGAGAUCCCCGCGCGGUGAUUUCCUCGAUGUACUUUGGCGGAUGGAUGACAUACGUUAACGCGCAAAAGCAGAUGAUAUUUUAUACAAUAAAAAGCGAGAAAUUCAUCUGGUAUGUCAAGAGAAUAUGCGGCCAGAUUGAGUCAAACUUGAAGUUUAUAAUGAGACCCGAAAGAUGGCUGACAGGCAGGGUCAAAGUCGUGCGGUAUGAGGAUCUAAUAUUGGAACCGGAAAAAAAUACUCGAAAAAUCUUCAAAUUUGUGGAUCUUCCAUUUCCUGUCGACAUGCGGCAAUGGCUUUACAACAGGACUCACUUCAAAGAAGUGUUAAAUUCAAAUAUAGGGACUUUUUCUACUAGAAAGAAUUCUACAAUCUCGAUGCGAAAAUGGAGGCUGAAGUCACCCGUAGAAAUGGUCUCACUAGUGGAGAAGCACUGCUCAGGCGUGAUGGAUGCGCUCGGGUAUCUUCCCUCGCGUGGAUCCCGUGAGAUUCUCGCGCGUUUGGAUAUACCACUCGUGUCCAGACGCCUCAUCCGAGCCGGACUGAGAUGAUAGGAAGAGAAUCAGUUACUAAAAGGCGAGUGUUUCCCCUUGGGUUCCACACGCGAGAUACUCGAGCGCUGGUAAACAUCUCGUGUCCAGAUGCCUAACCCCAGCCGGACUGAGAUGAUAGGAUAGGAAAUGAGUUAAGGCUAGUGUUUCCCCUUGGGUUCCACACGAGAGAUGCUCGCGAGUUUGGAUAAACCUUUCGUGCCCAGACGUCUCAUCCCCAACUAGACUGAGUAAAUAGGAUAGGGAAUGGGUUACUGUAAUGGCAAGUGUUUUACAUCGUGCGCAACUCGAGAUGCUUGCGCGUUUUAUGCUUAGUGACUCGCCCCAGCUAGAUUGAUAAAAAAAUAAUGAUAGAACUACAGGACAUGAUAGAACAAUAGAACAGAGUGGUUAACUGGGACACACAUGGAUUUAAGUUAAAGUUAAAGUUUCCUUCCAACCUGAUAUUCAGCCGGGGCCUGGGCCCUACUAAAACAUAGGACCCAGGCCCCGGCUGAAAAUCAGGCUAGUUUCCUACCUCAAGUAAUAAAAUGUUUCUUGGUAAAAAUUAAUUGUUAUUUUGUUCAAAUCGCGCUAUCAUGGCCAUUGAGAGUCUUUAGUUACCAGGAACGCAAAUAAAAGAAAAUUCCUAUCGACCCGAAGUAGUCCUU
This is a messenger RNA of Nematostella vectensis (starlet sea anemone), 2097 nucleotides long. Its product is annotated as carbohydrate sulfotransferase 1. Bases 155 to 1447 code for a protein of 430 amino acids. Gene Ontology annotation, molecular function: N-acetylglucosamine 6-O-sulfotransferase activity. NCBI's taxonomy places the organism in Eukaryota, Metazoa, Cnidaria, Anthozoa, Actiniaria, Edwardsiidae. The transcript has 2 exons. The record is from RefSeq and is a predicted model, not a curated record. Gene Ontology annotation, biological process: N-acetylglucosamine metabolic process; sulfur compound metabolic process.